GAUGUCCAUUUCCUAGAAAUGUAGGGCCAGGAAAUAUGUGUGAAUGUGUCUAUAUAUACACACACACGAUUAGAUCCAGGAGAAGACAGAAUCUACGCUACCAUCGUGUCUGCUUUGGCCAGAGAAAGACAAUUUUCAGACGAUUUUGAGUGAAGUUUCUCAUGGUAGAUCUCAUGGACGGAAGUCAAGCCACUGACAUGUUUCUCCCGGCCUUUUCAAAUGAUGCCCUGCACAAAGAACUUUGGCAUGCCUGUGCUGGUCCCUUUGUUUCAGUACCACAAGAAGGGGAACGUGUUUAUUACUUCCCUCAAGGCCACAUAGAACAGCUUGAGGCAUCUAUGAGUCAGGGAUUAGAUCAGCAACUUCCUGAUUUCAACUUACCCAGUAAAAUCCUAUGUAAAGUGAUCCAUGUUCGACUCCGGGCUGAAGUGGAUACCGACGAGGUGUAUGCUCAAAUAACUCUUCUUCCUGAACAAGAUCAAAAUGAGAUUACAACUCCAGAUCCCGCGGUACCUGAACCCCAACGAUGCUCCGUCAAUUCAUUUUGCAAGACUCUUACUGCAUCUGAUAGCAGCACCCAUGGGGGCCUUUCUGUUUUACGAAGACAUGCUAUUGAUUGUUUGCCGCCAUUGGAUAUGACUCAACAUCCACCCUGGCAGGACUUGGUAGCCACAGAUCUCCAUAACAAUAAAUGGGUGUUCCGCCAUAUUUUCCGAGGUCACCCAAGGCGCCACUUACUAACUACUGGAUGGAGUGCUUUUGUUAAUACAAAAAAUUUAGUUGCAGGAGAUGCUGUAAUCUUCAUAAGAGGAAAUGGCGAACUUCGAGUUGGAGUUAGGAGGCUUGCAAAACAGCUCAAGUCUAUGCCAUGUUCUGAUAUAUCGAAUCAGACUAUGCUUUUGGGGGUUCUUGCAACCGCAAAACAUGCUGUCUCCACCAAAACCAUCUUUUCAGUUUUUUAUAAACCAAGGAUGAGUAGAUCAGAAUUCAUAGUAAGUUUGAACAAGUAUCUCCAAACUCAAAAUAGGCGGCUUCCUGUCGGCACAAGGUUUAAGAUGAGAUUUGAGGGCAAAGAGUUUCUUCAAAGAAGGUUCAGAGGGACAAUCAUUGGCGUCGGGGAUACAUCUUCCCUGUGGCCUGAUUCAGAGUGGAGAUCAUUAAAGGUCCUGUGGGACACACCUUGCGCAGCACUGCAUCCAUACAGUGUAUCGCCAUGGGAGAUAGAGCCGCUUGCAGCUGGAGCUCCUCCAAACUCAUGGACUCAACAAGGAAAGAAGCGUGCAUCACCGGACGAACAAUCUUUGCACAGUUCCGGGUAUCCUUCAGUCCAAUCACCACCACCAUUUUUGUACAACGAUUCUUCUUCAAUCAGUCGCAACCACCUCCAUCAAACGCCAGAGAUAUGUUUGAGCACUACGAAUUUGCUUCUGGAUUCGAGCAAUCGUGCAUUGGAAGCUGCUUCCGAGUCUACUUCUCCUGUUAGUAAAAAAAGGCGGGUGAAUCGCUGCAGGCUGUUCGGUGUUGAUUUAGUUAACUGCCAAACAGAGGAAGGUGAGGAAUCUCUAGCUUCCCAAGAUUCUGACUCUGGAGAACAUUACGAGUCAUCGUUGGAUUAUUACAAUGUUUCGAAUAUUCCUUCCCAGAGUGAUACUGAGCAGGGCCGUCUCUGGGCCCGGGCGACCGUCCAGGGCCUAAUUUAAAUUGUAGCCCAUUAUUUAUUUAUGUUAUAUAUAAAUUAUUUGACAUUAAUAUAUUAAUACAAAAGUAUUGC
This is a messenger RNA of Andrographis paniculata, 1771 nucleotides long. Its product is annotated as auxin response factor 1-like. The record is from RefSeq and is a predicted model, not a curated record. Gene Ontology annotation, cellular component: nucleus. The transcript has 13 exons. Gene Ontology annotation, molecular function: DNA binding. Gene Ontology annotation, biological process: response to hormone; regulation of DNA-templated transcription. The coding region runs from base 162 to 1700 and encodes 512 amino acids. Lineage: Eukaryota; Viridiplantae; Streptophyta; Magnoliopsida; Lamiales; Acanthaceae.